CCGCCAAAAGAAGCAUUUAAUUUUCAACAACAUAAUGCAAAUGAUAAGAUGUCAACUCAAUGUGAUUGGAGUCAAUUCUUUCAUCGUCUUGAUUUUAUUAUUGAGUUCCAGGGUGAAUUUAUAUUUGAGGAGCUAAAAGCUGUGGUACAGGAGUUAAACAAAGAUCAAGAUAGUGAAAUGCCACAAGCUUUCGAACUACAAGCAGGAACUUCUGCAACAAUCGCAAUUAGUUUUAUCUUCAAUG
Messenger RNA from Dentiscutata heterogama, 244 nucleotides. The record is from the annotation of a GenBank genome assembly. NCBI's taxonomy places the organism in Eukaryota, Fungi, Glomeromycota, Glomeromycetes, Diversisporales, Gigasporaceae.